UGUUCUUCUGUCAAACAUGGAAAGAAUUGAGCCUCUUUGGACAAAAGACUCAUCAUAUGGACUUAAACUUUAUAAAUGGAUCUCUUGGCCAAUGGGCACAUGGCCCUUUGGCUGCGAAAAUUAUUUUUCCAUUUUUCGUUUGAUUUUCGCUAUUAUAUCUCAGAUUACAUUUUUAAUUAGUUUAAUAGCAGAAGUAUCACAAAAUUGCAUCACAAUGGAUGUGAAAGUAGACUAUAUUGCAAAUUUAUCAUGCGUUGUAAUGUGUCUUGUGAAAAUAAUAAUAAUUCGUCUUCAUCAUAAUAAAAUAAUUUUUGUCCUAUCAUCAGCAAUGAAAGAUUGGUUAUUAGAAAAAGAUGAUAAUUCACAGACAAUAAUGAAAUCUUAUGCCCAAACUGGUAGAUCAUUUUUUAUGGGACAAAUUUUUUUUGCAUUUUUUAUCAUAAGCGUAAUGGUUGCUGGAAAUAUUCCACUUUUAUUGACAGUAGAUGAAUUAAAAUUUGAAAAUAUAAGUUUACCCCUUAAUCCACUGCCAAUGUCAAUGGAUUGUCUUUAUAAAAAAAAUAUGUCAAUGACAAUUAAUAUUUGUGUUUAUGUAAUACAAAGUUUACAAUUGUAUAUUACAACAAUUGGCUGUACUGGUAGUGAUGUUUUUUUCUUUGGAUUGGCAAUGCAUAUUUGUGGACAAUUUGAAAUUUUGAAAAAUCAAAUUACACAAUUUGGAGGAAUUGAAAAUAAAAUUCUACUUCAAUGUAAUUUACGAAAAUUAAUUAAAAGACAUAAUCAUCUAAUUAACAUGUCACAAUCGCUUGAGGAUUCUUUUACUGGAAUUUUGUUGGUUCAACUUUUUUUUAAUUUAUUAAUUAUUGUCUUUUUAGGAAUCCAAAUAAUUAUGAAUCUAAAGACAGGAAAUAUUUUAUUAGUAUCGAGAUCGGCAAUGGCUGUGCUAGUGAUAAUUUUUCAAUUUUUCAUCUAUUGCUAUUCGGGUGAUUAUUUGACAACAUUAAAUGAAAUUUUAUUGGAUGCAGUUUAUAAUUGUUCAUGGUAUAAUUUUCCAACAAAUAUCAGUAAGAAUUUAAUUUUCAUUAUGAUGAGAACACAAUUGAAAUUUCACAUAACUGCUGGGAAAUUUUGCAAUAUGGAUAUGGAAAAUUUUAAAAAUAUCGUUAAAGCAUCAUUAUCAUAUAUUUCCGUUCUAAUGGUAAUGUUCAAAUUAGAAAUACAAGAAGGGGAUGGGGUGAUAUUAUGUACAAAAAAAAUGAACAGUUAUGAUCUUAUGACAAACAUGGAAAGCACUCAACAAAUAAAGAACAAAGACACAAUAUAUGGACUUGAAAUUUAUAAAUGGAUCACUUGGCCUCUCGGCAUAUGGCCCCUUGAUUGCGAAAAUAAUUUUUCUAUUUUUCGCACAUCACUUGCUCUUAUCACUCAGAUUAGCUUUUUAAUCAGCAUAGUAGGAGAAGUAUGUCAAAAUUGCAGUUCAAUAGAUAUGAAAAUAGACUUAAUAGGAAAUUUAACGUGUGCAUUAAUGUGUUUUAUAAAAAUAUUAAUGAUUAGAAUUAAUCGAAAAAAAUUAUUAACAAUAAUAUCCUCAGCAAUUAUUGACUGGUCAUCAAAUAAUGAUGAGACGUCAUUAAAAAUUAUGAGAUCCUUUGCUCAUAAAAGUAGAUCAUUUUAUAUUGGUCAAAUGUCCUUUGCACUUUUUACAGUAAUAGUGAUGAUUAUUACAAAUUUGCCACUUUUAUUGGGUGAUAAAGAAAAAUUUCAAAAUAUCACCACACCACUAAAUCCACUUCCAAUACCAAUGGAUUGUUUUUAUAAACAAAUGUCAAAAACAACAAACAUAUGGAUUUAUUCAAUUCAAUGUUUUCAAUUGUGUUGUACUGCACUUGGAAAUUGUGGUCCUGAUGUUUUUUUCUUUGGUCUCGCAAUGCAUAUUUGUGGACAAUUGAAAAUUUUAGAAAAUCAAAUGAUAUAUUUUGGAAAAAUUGGAGAUGAAAUUCAACUUCGUAGAGAUUUGAAUUUAUUAAUUAAAAGACAUAAUCGUCUUCUUAAUAUUUCUCAAAAUCUCGAGGAUUCAUUUAACUGGAUUCUAAUGUUUCAAUUAUUUUUAAAUUCGUUAAUUAUCGUCAUUUUAGGAAUACAAAUAAUUAUUUCCAUAAAAACGGGAAAUACACUACUAUUACCGAGAGUAAUAUUAGCAUUUAUGGUUUUGAUGGCGCAACUUUUUAUCUAUUGUUUAGCUGGAAAUUCUUUAACUGAAUUUAAUAAUAUUACUUUAUUGAGGGCAAUUUACAAUUGUCCCUGGUAUCGUUUUCCAGUAAAUGUAAUUAAAGAUUUGGUUUUUAUUAUGAUGAGAACAACAAUAAAAUUUCACAUAACUGCUGGAAAAUUUUAUAACAUGGAUAUUGAGAAUUUCAAAAAUAUCGUCAAAGCAUCAAUGUCAUAUAUUUCUGUAUUAUUGGUAAUAUGGAAAACUAAGCCUAAGAAAACGCACGCGCAAAUUCAGUUAAAUUCUGUACGUGUUCGCGAACACUUUCAAGAAAAAGAAAAAUUUUUUUUACAAUCUUCAUGGAUUAAAAGGAAAAUGGAAAAAAAAAUGUUUUACAAAAAAAUUCAAGAUCCUAUGGAAAUUUUGAAAAAAGUCGCAUGGCCCAUGGGUGUAUGGCCUAUAAAUGAUAAUUUUUUUUCCUUAUUUCGAACAUUUCUGUUUUCUUUAAUACAGAUUAGUCUUAUCACGUGCGUGACAAUAGAAAUAAAAUUAGGAAUGAAUACUACAGAUGAAGUAAUAGAUCUCAUAGAAUUAGAAAAAUUUGGAGUAAUAGCAGCGUUAAAAGUGUUUUUACUACGAUUUUAUAGUAAAAAUGUGGCUCAAAUUAUUUCCUCAGUGAAUAAUGAUUGGUGUUGGUUGAAAGAGACAAAAUUUCAAAAAAUCAUGAAAACUUAUGGAAAUAUUGGCAAUUUUGUAUUUUAUGCACAAACAUUUUCAACAGCUUCAAUUAUUUCUCUACAAGUAAUUUCCAGUUUAUUAAUUGUUCAACCAACAAUUGAAAUAAAUAAUUUACAAAAUAAUUCUGAAAUUAUUGUUAAUGCAAGAGGAUUUCCAUUAAAAACAAAAUAUUUAUUUGUCAAUGUCUCAUCAAAUUCCUAUGUAUUAAUAUGUAUUCUUCAAACAAUUCAAUUAAUUUCCACAGCAUUUGGUAAUAUUGGAAUUGAUAUAUUUUUUUUUAAUUUAUCAAUGCAAAUUUGUGGUCAAUUGGAAAUUUUAUAUGAAAAAAUAUCGCAACUAGAGGAAAAUGAUGAUUUGACAAUGAUAAAAUUGAAAAUUGUUGAAUUAGUUAAGAGACAUCAACAUUUGUGGCGUGAGGCACAAACUUUAGAAAAUACUUUUAAUUCGACAAUUUUGAUGCAGCUUGCAAUUAAUAUCACUGGAAUUUGUGCAUAUGGCUUACAGGGUAUCGUUAAUAUGCAAAUAUAUGGAAUUUUGGGUGGAAUGAAAUCUUUCUUUGCUGUUGAACUACUAUUGGUGCAAUUAUUUUUAUAUUGCUAUGUGGGAGAAAAAUUAUCAUCAAAAAUAAUGAAAUUAUCAUUUGCAACAUAUCAAAGUUCAUGGUAUAAUUUACCAAAAAAUUUAUCACAAGAUUUAUAUUUUAUUUUAAUGAUUGCCGAAAAACCAUUCACUUUAACAGCAGGAAAAAUGUUAACUAUCAAUAUGAAAACAUUUACCAGUAUUGUCAAAGCAACAGUUUCUUAUUUUUCAGUACUUCGAUUAAUGUUCAAUUCAUAAUCAAGUAUACAAAUCGUUAUUAUUGUAAAUAUAAUUAUUUCCUUUGUUCGUGUUAAAA
Messenger RNA from Leptopilina boulardi, 3842 nucleotides. RefSeq lists its product as uncharacterized. Gene Ontology annotation, biological process: sensory perception of smell; detection of chemical stimulus involved in sensory perception of smell. The record is from RefSeq and is a predicted model, not a curated record. Gene Ontology annotation, molecular function: olfactory receptor activity; odorant binding. Gene Ontology annotation, cellular component: plasma membrane. Bases 17 to 3784 code for a protein of 1255 amino acids. The transcript has 9 exons. NCBI's taxonomy places the organism in Eukaryota, Metazoa, Arthropoda, Insecta, Hymenoptera, Figitidae.